Haliaeetus leucocephalus (bald eagle) is the source of this 2207-nucleotide messenger RNA. RefSeq names its product cytochrome P450 2C14-like. Gene Ontology annotation, molecular function: oxidoreductase activity, acting on paired donors, with incorporation or reduction of molecular oxygen, reduced flavin or flavoprotein as one donor, and incorporation of one atom of oxygen; iron ion binding; heme binding. The transcript is spliced from 12 exons. Gene Ontology annotation, biological process: xenobiotic metabolic process. The coding region runs from base 213 to 2207 and encodes 664 amino acids. Gene Ontology annotation, cellular component: intracellular membrane-bounded organelle; cytoplasm. Lineage: Eukaryota; Metazoa; Chordata; Aves; Accipitriformes; Accipitridae. The record is from RefSeq and is a predicted model, not a curated record.
GGGCUGUGGGGUGGCACGCAUGGGUUUAUCAUUAACCACUGCAAACAGCUGCAGGGGAAUAGCACCAGGGCUACUGUCUGUCUGUCCAUCCCUCCUGGGGUGUCUGGGGGUGCAGAGCCCCCCAGGGACGCCAGCACUAACAGUUCCUCCAGGGUCGGUUAAUCGGGGAGGUUGGGUGGGGGGGGUGGACUCUAUAAAUCAAGGUGAGGAGGAUGGAGGCGAGCGGAGUGCUGAGCAUCGCCCUGGUGCUGGGUGUCGGGGGGCUGCUGCUUCUUUGGGGCUGGCGGCGGGGGGGCAACCUCCCCCCUGGACCGACCCCUCUACCUUUCCUGGGGAACGUGCUGCAAGUGGAGGUGACCCAGCUCAUCGCUUCCCUCCGCAAAGUGAGUCCUGCGGAGGGGGGAACUCAAAUUUGGGGGGGGGGGGGUGGACCCGCGGCAACGGUGAGACCUCCCCCCACGAUGCCGCCACGGGGUUUUUCGGGGAGCCGUCGGCGGUGUUUGACCCCCUUUUGUCGGUGGGGGGUGUCCCUAAUUCCAGGUAUUAUCUACGGGAACGGGGAACGCUGGCGGCAGUUGCGGCGCUUCGCCAUUGUCACCUUGAAGAGCUUCGGAAUGGGCAAGCGCGGUGCCGAGGAGCGAGUCCGUGAGGAAGCCCAGCAUCUGAUCCAACAGCUCUAUCAGACCCACGGGCAGCCCUUCGACCCCACUUUCCUGCUGAGCUGUGCCGGCUCCAACAUCAUCUGCUGGCUGGUUUUUGGGGAACGCUUCGAGUACGGGGACGAGCGGUUCCUCACCCUCAUGGGGCUCAUCAAUGCCAACUGGAAGCUGAUGAGCUCAACUUGGGGGCAGCUGCUCUUCAUCUUCCCCAAAAUCAUGCGGUUUGUGCCGGGGCCACACCAGCAGAUCUACGCCAACUACCUGCAGCUGGGCGAAUUCGUGGGGGAGCGGGUGCGGGGGCACCAGCAGACGUUGGACCCCCAAAAUCCCCGGGAUUUCAUUGACUGCUUCCUCCUGAAGAUGCAGCAGGAGAAGGGGAACCCCGACACCCACUUCACCGAGGACACACUCUCCAAGACCACUGUCAACCUUUUCUUUGCGGGGACCGAGACCGUCAGCUCCACCCUUAGAUAUGGGCUCCGGAUCCUGCUCCGGUACCCUGAGGUGGAAGCCCGGCUCCACGAGGAGAUCGACCGGGUGAUCGGCCGCCACCGCAGCCCCUGCAUGGAGGACCGGAGCCGCAUGCCCUACGUCGACGCCGUCAUCCACGAGAUCCAGCGUUUUGCUGACAUCGUGCCCAUGGGGGUGCCCCACACCACCACGUGGGACGUCCAGCUCCAGGGCUACACCAUCCCCAAGGGGUCCCAGGGGACCCCCACUGAGGCCCCCCCCAUGUCCCGUCCCCCCCCAGCCCUGUCCUUCCUGGAAAACCCCUCCAACGUCACCUCCUCACUGGGGAAGACGGUACGGCUACGGUGCAGGGUGCGGGGGGCUGGCGAGCCCCCCGAAAUGGGCUGGCAGCGAGAUGGGCACCCACUGGAGCUGGCCGACAGCGACCAGGCCCAGGUGCCGCUCAGCGAGGACGUCUGGCUGGCCACCAGCCAGCUCAGCAUCCCGGCCGUGCAACUUUCGGACGCUGGGCGCUACCAGUGCUGGGCACGUGCCGGCGGGGAGCAGCUCCUGUCCACCGAGGCUCACCUGGAGUUGGCGGGGCUGCCCUUCUUCUUGGAGGAGCCGCAGGACCUGGACGUGGGGGUCGACACCCCCUUUAACCUCAGCUGCAGUGCCCGGGGCCCCCCCGAACCCGUGCGGCUGCUCUGGCUGCGGGACGGGGCCCCCCUCAACUCUCUGCUGGACCCCCUGGCCAGGGCCCCCUCCACGCUGCUGGUCCCCGUGCUCCCGGCACCUGGGCUGGCCCGGGGCUGGUGGCUGGUGGUGCUGGCCCUCGCCGUGCUGGCCAGCCUGGCCCUGGCCCUGGGCAUCUUGGCGGCACGGCGCCGGCGGAAGGAGACGCGGUUCGGGGAGGCCUUCGCACCCCGCGGGGAGCCGGCAGUGCAAUACCGCGUGCGCAGCUCCUACAGCCGCCGCACCACCGAGGCCACGCACGGCUCCCGGGGGCUGGCCCCAGCGGCCCAGGGGGAGGAGAUAAACGUCCUUCCAGCCAAUGAAAAGCCGCGUUACAGCGCAACUCCCACUGCGGCCCAAUGA